Fopius arisanus is the source of this 2622-nucleotide messenger RNA. It is a transcript of the gene LBR, whose product is annotated as lamin B receptor. Gene Ontology annotation, molecular function: Delta14-sterol reductase activity. Gene Ontology annotation, biological process: cholesterol biosynthetic process. Lineage: Eukaryota; Metazoa; Arthropoda; Insecta; Hymenoptera; Braconidae. Bases 183 to 2117 code for a protein of 644 amino acids. The transcript is spliced from 2 exons. Gene Ontology annotation, cellular component: endoplasmic reticulum membrane; nuclear inner membrane. The record is from RefSeq and is a predicted model, not a curated record.
GCCAUCCGACACUGGAAUUCUUGGCGUCUGUGCGAUGUAACGUAUACAAGCAAUGUAAAAAAUACUCUCUUUAAUUAUAACCUCGAGUUGCACAGUACAAUAAGAGUAAUCUACACCGCCAUAGCUCGACCUGAUACUCGUCAUCCAGCCAUUUAGUGAGUUUUUAACGUUUUGGAGGAAUCAUGAAGUUCAACGAGGGUGAAGAGGUCUUCGCCAAGUUGCCAAAUUUGGAAUACUAUCAGAAGGGAAAAAUUAUCGGUAUCAAGGGUGACAAAUACAGCGUACUCCUCGAGGAGGGUGUUGAGGUAAGCAUGCACGAGGAGGAUAUCCAAGCAGACCGUCCGUCUCGCAGUUCGGGAAGAACGCGGGGUCGAGGCAGAAAGAGCCCCUCGCGAAAGUCCCCAAGUCGUUUCUCCCCAAGUCGAAAAUCUCCGAGCAGAAGAUCCCCAAGUCGUCGCUCCCCAGCUCGAUCUCCAACAUCAAAAUUACGAAAAUUGCCGAGAAGAAUCCGGGAAGAUCGAGAGGAGGACAAGGAAUCAUCAAGCGUUAAUUUGAGCGAGACAGAUCAACUGAGUGAAUUAUUGCCCCUGCAGUCGCGUAUGAGAGAGCCGCCAACAGCAACUAGAAGAUCCACUCGAAUAUCGGCAAUGAAAACUGAUCGAGUGAUUCCCACACGAUCGAUCGACCGUGCGCUCUCACUACCAGUGGAGAGGAAAAUCACUUACGAUUACCUGACUGAUGUGAAGGAGAGGGGAUUUUCAGUGCAGAGAGACCAGGACCUCCAGAAGCUGCUGCACUACGAGGAGGAGGCUCUUCCCGAUUCCUCCACGACAGUGGAAAAAUUUAAAAAAACCAAGGAACUCGAACUCAUUGCUAAACCCCAGGAAUGGGCAGGCUGGAUAGGAGCCCUCAUCCUUACUGUCGUUCUCCCAAUUUCAAUUAUUCUCCCACAAGUUGCCUGCCACAACAACAAGUGCAGUAACACUGACUUUCGAUUGCCCAUGAAGUGGCAAGUGUACUUGAAUUUACAAGCCACACUGUACUACCUUGGGUUUAUUAUUUUCGUGGGGAUGAUGUCGUUACUGCCCAUUGGAAAAAUCGUCGAUGGACAGGAGAACAAAAUUGGACGACUGCAAUAUCAUGUCAAUGGCUGGAUGACUGCAAUUAUUUCUCUCAUUAUUCUCAUUACGUGUGAAUAUCAAUCACUUCGUAUCUGUGAUUACAUCCUGGCAUCUGCCCUCAAGCUGGCUGUCAGUGGGUGGAUAAUUGGAACUGCAAUAGCCAUAUUAUUGUUUAUUAAGGCUGAAAGUGCACCUGUGGCUGCUCUCAAUAUUUAUGGCUCCACCAAUAAUCUCAUUUAUGACUUCUGGCAGGGGAGGGAGAUCAAUCCAAGGAUUGGAGGGAUUGAUUUUAAAAUGAUUCUUGUGAGAGCUGCGGUUAUUGGAGCCCUCAUCAUCAACACUGCAAUCGUUAGCCAGGCAAUUGGAAGAUUUGAUCUUGAUGCUUUGAGGAAUGUUAAUCCCACGGUUCUGGUUGUCACGGGGAUGCAGAUUAUCUACUGCUUGGAUGCAAUAUUCUACGAGGGGACGUCUUUCACGUCCUUCAGGUUCAUGUAUGAGGGCACUGGGUACAUGACUUGUGUUGCUAAUCUCAUGUAUCCUUUCCUGGUUACUCUCGUCACUAGAUACGUCUUUUACCAAAAUCUGCAAACGUCACCGUAUGUUCUGGCUUCUCUGAGCUUCACGUUCCUCGUAGGAUACAUGAUUUAUCGCAUGAGCAACAAUCAAAAGGACGAGUUCAGGCGAAAUCCGUAUUCUCCUGCAGUUUCGAACUUGGAAACGAUCCUGACGCCUCGAGGAAAGAAACUCAUAAUCUCUGGGCUCUGGGGGCAAGUGAAACACCCCAACUACCUGGGAGAUAUCAUUAUGAACUGGUCAAUGGCUGGGGUAUCAUUGUUCACGCAUCAGAUUGUACCCUACUAUCCUGUAAUUACUCUCACCUUCGUACUCAUGCACAGAGCAUAUCGUGAUCAUGUUCGAUGCAAAACGCGUUAUGGUACAGCGUGGCAUCAGUACUCGUGCCAAGUGAGAUCUCUCAUUUUUAAACGCAUUUAUUGAGCACAGAGUGAAAUAGACACUAAAUUUAUCAGAUCACUGUCACGAGGAGUGUAAAAAAUUGUUAAUACUCUAUUAAUGUCAAGUAAAUACUCUUGAGUCAAUUCAGAAAAUUGAAUUCAGAGGAUUCUGAAUUGAUAUUGACGCCGUUCCAUACGAAUUGUAUAAUUUUGAAUAUUUUUUUACGUUUUAAUCACCGAUGAACAAUUAAAUUUAAUUGUACAAAUUUCGACUUUUUAAAAUUCAGUUUUUCUGUCGCGACGGUGAAAUUACAGACACCCAAUCAAUUUUUAAGAUUGAAAAAUGCAUAAUGAUGAAUGAAAUUAACAACUUUUACAGGUAAAGUUGGAGAUAUUUUUUAAGUUAGUGGUUAAGAGGCGAAUGGAGCAAAACACAUGUCAUUAUGGUGUAAGAUAGACUAAGGAGUUUUAUACCUUCAUAUGUCGCAAUAAGUACCACGUAAAUGGGAUGACUGUAUGAGUAAUUGCAAAUAAAAUUAAUUUUUGGU